Molecule: messenger RNA, 11879 nt
Organism: Danio aesculapii
Lineage: Eukaryota; Metazoa; Chordata; Actinopteri; Cypriniformes; Danionidae
Gene: chd6
Product: chromodomain helicase DNA binding protein 6
Exons: 38
Coding region: 257-9115 (2952 amino acids)
Molecular function (GO): ATP binding; ATP-dependent chromatin remodeler activity; protein binding
Source: RefSeq, a predicted model, not a curated record
CAACACAUCACAAGGACAUAUGCAGCCACGCGCUUUAUUAUAACCCCUGCUAUUCUCACAUCCGGGAUAUGAAACAUGAGCAAAGACGUGGAAUGUUACAUUUUUUUCCCCUCUCGCUCUCUCUCUCCCUUUCUCUCUCUCUCAGGCGCCGUAAUGAUGGAGUAAAAAGCAUCAUGAUUGGUGGAUGCAGGCGAGAAGAAACAUAAAACCAACAACGUAGCUUUUUGCACUCCGGACGCGACGCGACAAACGCGGAAUGAAUCCAGCGCGUGCUUUCGGUCACCGACGCAGACACAAAGAACAAGAAAAGAUGAAAAUACAAAAGAAGGACAAGCAGAUGUCUGCAUCCUAUGUACUAAAGCACACUCCAUCCGCUGCUGCCUCGAAUGCCUCUGACCAAAACGCACAAACUACAUUUCCCAUCGGCCACUUGGGCAAAGAACAACUACGAAUCAUCGGUGGGCCGCCCAAUCACUGCAUGGCUCACCCAAAGCACUCUGGGCCUGCGGUCAGCAGCCACAGUCUCCGGCCUUCAAUGAUAAACAACGAGGAGGAUGAUGGAGGGGGCGGGACCAAGGUGAAGAAGAAACGGAGGAAAAAAGACAAGAAAGAAUCAGAGUGGUACGAAGAUGGACAGAGCAACGCCAAACCAAAGAGAAGGGAGCAAAAGGAAGGGAAGGAGAUUCUUCCAAGAAAGACGAAGGCAGCAAAGGAACAAAAGGAUCAAAAGAAGAGGGAUGCAAAAGCCCAAAAAGAGGUCAAAAAGGUCAAGAAAGGUCAAGAUGUGAAGGUGAAAACGCUGACUAAAAACAGUGCGACACACACGCCCUCCAAAAGAGGGAGGAAGCCAAAAGAGCAGGGUGCCAUGCCUCCGGAGAAGAAGAAGAAGGGGAAGAGGAAAAGUGAUGCAGUGCUGGAGAUGGUGGAGAGUGAUGACACAGCCUCUCUCAGCACGCUCGCCACCGGCGGGGAGGAAAGCACCGACCCUAUGGAUAACACUAAGAGGAGAUCAGGGCGUCAAGUGAAGCGGCGGAAAUAUAAUGAAGAUCUUGAUUUCAAGGUGGUGGACGAUGACGGGGAGACCAUUGCUGUGUUGGGCUCAGGCCGAAUUGCCGCCAUGUCUUCCUCCACCCUCGCUUGGCAGGCUGAGGAACCCCCUGAAGACGAGGCUAAUAUCAUUGAGAAAAUCCUCUCAGUGCGAACGGUCAACAAAGAGAUGUCCCCCGAUGAACCACCUGAAGAGAUGGAGGAGUUCUACGUAAAGUACAGAAAUUUCUCCUAUCUGCACUGUAAAUGGGCGACCUUGGAAGAGCUGGAGAAGGACCCACGCAUUCACCAAAAAAUCAAGCGCUUCAGAAACAAGCAGGCACAAAUGAAGCACAUUUUCACCGAGCCGGAUGAAGACCUUUUCAAUCCAGAUUAUAUUGAGGUUGAUCGGGUUUUAGAGAUUGCUAUCACCACAGAUACAGAAACGGGAGAGGAAGUUACACACUACCUAGUGAAAUGGUGCUCUUUGUCAUAUGAAGAGAGCACUUGGGAGCUUCAGGAAGAUGUCGACCCUGUAAAAAUCAAAGAGUUUGAAGAGCUCAAGAAAAUUCCUGAAAUGAAGCAUGUGGAAAGGCCUUUGCCAGAACAGUGGCAGAAACUGGAGAAAUCCAGAGAGUACAGGAAUGGGAAUCAGCUCCGAGAAUACCAGUUAGAGGGAAUGAACUGGCUGCUUUUCAACUGGUACAACAGGAAAAACUGCAUUUUGGCUGAUGAGAUGGGGCUGGGAAAAACCAUCCAGUCCAUCACGUUCCUCUAUGAGAUUUUCCUCAUGGGUCUCCGAGGGCCUUUCCUCAUCAUCGCCCCUCUGUCCACCAUCACCAACUGGGAGAGAGAGUUUCGCAACUGGACUGAAAUGAACGUCAUUGUCUAUCACGGCAGCCAGAUCAGCCGGCAGAUGAUCCUGCAGUACGAGAUGUACCACCGAGAUGAGCAGGGAAACAUCAUGUCUGGCGAGUUUAAGUUUCAAGGUGUGAUCACUACAUUUGAAAUGAUAAUGGCUGACUGUCCGGAGCUGAAGAAGAUUAACUGGCGCUGUGUUGUGAUCGACGAGGCUCAUCGUCUGAAAAACCGCAACUGUAAACUGCUGGAGGGACUCAAACUCAUGAACCUGGAACAUAAAGUCCUUCUCACCGGAACGCCGUUGCAGAACUCAGUUGAGGAACUUUUUAGUCUGCUGAACUUUCUCGAACCCUCACAGUUCCCUUCUGAAACCACUUUCCUGGAGGAGUUUGGAGACCUGAAGACGGAGGAGCAGGUAAAGAAACUGCAAGCCAUUCUGAAGCCCAUGAUGUUGCGGAGACUGAAGGAUGACGUGGAGAAGAAUCUGGCCCCUAAAGAGGAGACAAUCAUCGAGGUGGAGCUCACUAACAUCCAGAAGAAGUAUUACCGUGCCAUUCUGGAGAAAAACUUUGCCUUCCUCGCCAAGGGGGCAAACCAGCACAACAUGCCCAAUCUCAUCAACACCAUGAUGGAGCUUCGCAAGUGCUGCAAUCACCCAUACCUCAUUACAGGUGCUGAAGAAAAGAUCCUUGAGAGCUUCAGGAAAACCUACAGUUCGGAUGCUGCAGAUUUUCAGCUGCAGGCAAUGAUUCAGGCCGCUGGUAAACUAGUGCUUAUCGACAAGUUACUGCCCAAACUGCUGGCCGGAGGACAUAAAGUGCUGGUGUUUUCCCAGAUGGUCCGAUGCCUGGAUAUACUGGAGGACUACCUCAUUCAGAGGAGGUACACGUACGAACGCAUCGAUGGUAGAGUCAGAGGGAAUUUACGGCAGGCUGCCAUCGAUCGCUUCAGUAAGGUGGACUCAGACCGCUUCGUGUUUCUCCUCUGCACACGAGCAGGAGGUCUGGGCAUCAACCUGACCGCUGCCGACACCUGCAUCAUAUUUGACUCAGACUGGAACCCGCAGAACGACUUGCAGGCUCAAGCUCGCUGCCACCGGAUUGGUCAAAGCAAAGCGGUGAAAGUGUAUCGACUUAUAACUCGAAACUCUUAUGAGAGGGAGAUGUUUGACAAGGCCAGUCUGAAACUGGGACUGGACAAAGCUGUUCUGCAGGACAUCAAUCGCAAGGGCAGUCUCAAUGGGGUUCAGCAACUCUCCAAGAUGGAGGUGGAAGAUCUUCUCAGGAAGGGAGCGUAUGGCGCGCUCAUGGAUGAGGAAGAUGAGGGCUCGAAAUUUUGUGAAGAGGAUAUUGAUCAGAUCCUGCAGCGGCGCACACAGACCAUCACAAUCCAGUCCGAGGGCAAAGGAUCAACUUUUGCCAAGGCUAGCUUUGUGUCUUCAGGGAACCGCACCGACAUCUCUCUGGAUGAUCCAAACUUCUGGCAAAAGUGGGCCAAAAUUGCUGAACUGGAAAUUGACUCCAAGGCAGAAAAGGAGAGUCUGGUGAUCGACACUCCUCGCGUACGGAAACAGACGCGUCACUAUAAUUCGUUCGAGGAUGACGAACUGAUGGAGUUCUCUGAGCUGGACAGUGACUCAGAGGAACGGCCCUGUCGCACAAGACGUCUCAGCGAUCGCAACAGACGCUACCUCCGAGCAGAGUGUUUCAGAGUGGAGAAAAACCUGCUCAUUUUUGGGUGGGGUCGCUGGAAGGAUAUCCUCAAUCAUGGGCGUUUUAAAUGGCACCUGGCUGAGCGAGACAUGGAGGUGUUGUGCAGGGCUCUGCUGGUAUACUGUGUGCGGCAUUAUAAAGGAGAUGACAAAAUUAAGAGCUUCAUCUGGGAUCUGAUCACACCCACCGAAGACGGACACAAUCAAGCUCUUCAAAACCACUCAGGUCUGUCUGCUCCAGUCCCGCGGGGUCGCAAAGGCAAGAAGCUGAAAAACCAGUUGAGUCCACCUGAGCUGAAAAAUGCAGACUGGCUGGCCCACUGUAACCCGGAGGUUGUGCUUCAAGAUGACAGCUACAAGAAACACCUCAAACAACACUGCAACAAGGUGCUACUAAGGGUGCGGAUGCUGUACUAUCUGAAGGUGGAAGUGCUGGGAGACGCUGCUACUCAGGCUCUAGAAGGGAUCCCAGCCAGUAAACUGGAGGUAACUCUGCCUGAUAUCGACUACAUUGAGAUCCCCACGAUAUGGUGGGAUGCAGAGGCGGAUAAAUCGCUGCUUAUUGGAGUGCACAAACAUGGGUAUGAGCGGUAUAACGCCAUGCGUGCAGAUCCUGCUCUGUGUUUCCUGGAGCGGGUCGGUAUGCCUGAUGUCACUGCACUGACAGUAGAACAAAGUGGAGUAGAAACUCCUUCAGAUGCACCUGAUAGUAUAAGCAAGAGUGAUGAAAUCAAAGAGGAGAAUCAUAUGAAGUCUGAAGAAUUAGAAGAGAAAGUAGAGAUCAAGGAGGAACCCAUGUCAGAAGAAACAGCGAAAAAUGGCAAUAUGGUGACAGGUUGCUUUGUAGCAUCUCUCGCCGGCGACCUAACUGCAGAGUUGAUGGAGCAGGGGCGGAUACAGUGGCCGGCAGGCUCAGCUCUCACAGCACGUCUACGGCGUCUCAUUACUGCCUAUCAGCGUUACACGCGCCGUGAGCCGCUUCGCCAUGAUUUCCUCUUACAUGAGGGAAUUGCACCUGUGGCCUGGCAAAUUGGAGAAUUCAGGCAUUGCACAACUGAACCGGAUCCGCUCUUUUUGGAGUGGCAGAGAAGAUGGACACGUCGUGAGCAGGCUGACUUCUACCGUACAGUGUCCUCAUUUGGAGUAGUUUAUGACCCAGACAAGAAGAACUUUGACUGGAGCCAGUUUCGUGCUCUUGCUCGAUUGGAGAGGAAAACAGAUGAAAGCUUGGAGAGAUAUUUCCACAGCUUUGUUUCAAUGUGUCGCACUGCAUGUAGACUGCCACCAAGAAAAGAUGAAGGUAAUGUAGAUCCUUCAUUAUUUGUGGACCCCAUUACAGAAGAGCGAGCUGCCCGAACAUUAUACCGUAUUGAGCUUUUGAGAAAGGUCCGUGAGCAAGUAUUGCGCCACCCACUCCUGGGAGCACGACUGCAGCUUUGUCGCCCUAGUCUGUACUUGCCUGUCUGGUGGGAGUGUGGUAAACAUGACCGUGAUCUUCUCAUUGGUGUUGCCAAGCAUGGCUUGAGUCGAACUGACUUCUACAUUCUCAAUGACCCUCAAUUAUCUUUCCUGGAGGCCCACCGGAACUAUGUUCAUAAAGAAAACCACAGAUAUCCAGUCCCAGGAUUGCCCCACCAUCAUUGCUGCUUAUAUGAUGCCAACAUUGGACAUUGUCAGUCCCCACAACCUCCGGAGUAUCACCCCACGCCUGCACACCACACGCCAACACAGCUUGUCCAUACUCAUGGGCAUCACCAGUCCAAUGAAGCACCAGAGUCUGGAAGUUCCUUGGGGAUAGGUGCAGGAAACAGGGAGGGAUUUUUGGACUGCCCUCCAUUGGAUGACUCUCUAGAGUUGGGCUCUUUACAGCAUGAAGGCUUGACUACAGAUACACUGCAUGGCAAAUCUGGUAAAGAGGCCUUCAACGGAUUCCCAUUCAAUUCGGCAACUGGGGGGCAGAAUAUGCUAAAUUCAUACGGUGUGCAAGGGGAGCUCAAUGGGUCUCAAGGAGACAUGGCAGACUCCAUUGCUGGGAAACUUCGAAGUGAUGUUUUGGUGGGAGAACAAGGAUCCUCAGAGGAGACUGGGUUGAUGGCUCCUUCGGUGGAGCUAGAUGAACUUCAGACUCCAUGGGAGAGCUCAGAUCAUGCUGAAACCUCUGAUAUGUUCAAUGAGGCUGAUCCCAUCUUGGGAGCACAAGCUUUGGAACCAAGCUUUCUGGAUGCUCCUCAACCAGAAGAUGGACAAGAGGGAGAUGAAACACUAACCGACUGCUUGAGCAUGCCCAGUUCAGACUCUCAGAGCAACCCUGUCGAGCCACUGGCUCCGAGCUUCAUGUUGUUCAAAGACCUUAAUGUUGGAGAGACCUCUGUGGAUCAAACUGAUCUAUCAGCCAGUCUUCCGGAAUAUGUCCCACCACCACCUCUCGGACUCCCGGAUGUGAGUCUUGACCAGGCAGAUCCUCUUAGUGAGGAGCAAGAGGACAAGCUUAGCGAUUCCAACAUCACACCUUGUGUUCCUAGUCCAGAAGAAGAAGCAGAAAGUGUGAGGUUCAAUUUUGAGAAAGAUGACCUUUCUCCAGACAGUCAGAAAACAAAGGACACUCAAGAUGAUAUGCCUUUAAUAGAGUCUCCAAGUGAAAACUGUCUUGAGGAAUCUCAGAAAGAAGACUGCAGGGUGCCAUUUGAUGAUUCCAUUGAAAGAGAAUUGAAAGAUCCUUGUGAGAUGGCCUUGGAAGAACCUUACGAAAAGCCUCUAAGAGAGCCGGAAAAAGUGCCUUUAGAGGAGUCUUAUGAUUUGACUUGUGAUGAGACUCUGCAGGAACCUUGCGACGGGUUUCAGCAAGAUGCAGUGGAGCAGCAGCUGAUGGAAGAAUCUUCAGGAGAAACUUGCAAAGAACCAUCAGAGCCAAUUGAAGACUGCAAUCUAACCAACGCUACUCUCUCAGCAGAUUACCCUUUACCUCCCUCACUCCCGUCAUCUCCAACUACCUUACCUGACACCUCUGUAUCUCCUGGUCUUAACGUAGUCCCAAAACAAGAGUUCUUAUUGGAUCCAAUUGUGUCAGAAAUGAAGCCUGAGCCUGAUAGCACUACCCAGACCCCUCACCUUGAGCAAACCGAAGCUUUGGAAAUAAAGGACAAGAUAAAAGAAGAAAGUGCAAAGACACCAGUGUUAUUGGGAGAUGUUGAUUCACCACGCUUUGCGCUGCCCAUGUGUGAGAUGGCAGACAGUGUCCAUGAAAUAAGGGAACCCACCAUUGCUCAGCUUUUACAGGAGAAAGCACUCUUCUCCUUCUCAGAGUGGCCUAAGGACAGAGUGAUCAUCAACCGUAUUGACAGUAUCUGCCACACUAUCUUAAAGGGGAAGUGGCCUUCCUCUAGUCAACAAUUCGAGUCUCCCACUUCAUUGGCUAACACAUGCGUGCCCAGCAGUGCCCACCAGAGGGCAGGAUUUCUGCCUACCAGAAUGCCUAUAUCUCAGAGCCUUAACUUCAACCUCUCACACGCAGUUCCCCACAUACAAAAGCAGGAGCGGUUAGUGACCCCAACUUUUAUCCCUGAGCUCAAGCGUCCCAGACGUGGGUUUGAAUUUGAAGCAGAGGUCCUUGCCAAACCAAGCCAUCUUGGAGAUAAGAUCCAGGUUGGCGUCCCUCAUCGUGCCAGCGCUCUCCUCAUUAAUGGCUGGCAGGACGCUGCUAUUGACCUCUCGAAACCAGCAGAGCUAACAGUUGGUGGAGACAGUGGGCCAAUUGGUCACAUGAGCCACACAGUCCAGUCAGCGGCCCACAAGAUAACCGGGAUAGGCUCCAUACAGGGCUCACUGGGAUUGGAUAUGGCUGGCAUUUUGCAAGCUGGCCUGAUUCACCCGGUCACUGGGCAGAUUGUCAAUGGCAGUCUUCGUCGUGAUGAUUCGAUGUUGAGGCGGAGGAGAGGACGAAGAAGAAAUGUGGAGACUGCUGAUCUCAGCUUUAUAAAGGGACGAAGCAUCAACUUGCCUGAACAACAGAGCGGGUCAGAGAGUAUCAGCCACCCGGUUGUGUCCUCCACAUCCUCCCAGUCUGAAUGUCCUACAGCCACCCCGACUACACUUUCCAGUCACUCGACAACACCUUCUCCAGCUGCUGCAGCGGCCACAGAGACCCUCAGUGUGAGCGUGGACAGGGAAACAGCCAACAAAGGCCUGAUGGAAUGGCUCCGACAAAACCCCAACUAUAACAUGGAGCUUUCUGCUUUUCCAGCGUCUCAGAAUGCAGGCAUGUUGCACAGUUUUUUGGAUCGUCCGAAGCAGAGAAGGCAUCGCUGCAAAGACCCUAGUAAGCUGGAUGUGAACUCUUUAACUGGGGAGGAGAGAGUGCCAGUAGUGCACAGAAACACAGGCCGCAGGCUUGGAGGUGCUAUGGCUCCAGCCAUUAAAGAGCUCUCCCGAUGGCUGGAUGCAAACUCCGAAUACUCUGUGGCUCCUGAUUGGGCAGAUGUGGUAAAGCAUUCGGGUUUUCUACCGGAGGGCAAAUUCACGCGCAUCCUCUCUGGACCUGUGAGUCGGGAUCCUGGUCCAAGAAGAAGAGGCCGCCGCCCCCGAACUGAGAUGCCCAAAGCCCCUGAGCUCCCUGCGGGCAUGGGAUCGCUCUUCAUGAAUGGAGGUCUCAUUGGCAGCAUGGAUCUGGUUAGCCUACCCAAUCUCCGCAAUGUCCCUGGCAUCCCGUUAACCGGCAUCAUGGGCUUUCCUCACGGUUUCGCCACAGCCGUAUCAUCAGAUGAUGCCAAGAAUGGACUCAGCAUGCUGCCCAUGAUGCUCCACGGCAUGGCGACCGUGCAGCCACCCAUGUACAGCGCGCACAUGAGCGGGAUGAUCAGUCAACCGCUGUCAACAGCAACAUCCACGACGUCCACCGUAACCGCAUCCUCCACUACAGCGAUUGUGACUUCGACGAACUCCGCAACCGUAACCUCAACCUCUGUGGAUAGUUCAGAUACUGCGCCUCCACAGGAUAACGCAAGCUCUCCAGUGAGCUCAGAGAAAGGGAAUAAGGAGGACGCAAAGCAAGGAGGGGAAGAGAAUAAAACAUCAGCCUCAGUGUCAACGGCUGCCGCCACAAGCAGCAGUAAUAGUAGUAGCAUCACAAGCACCGGCAGCCAUUUGACCUUCAACCCCUUUCUAAUCCCAGGAAUGUCACAUAGUUUGUUGUAUCCGCAUAUGUUCUUGCCACCGGGCAGUAUAAUGGCACUACCCGCCAUGCCCGCAGCAGACAGCACAGGCAGCCCUAAGAGGAAGAGAAAGAAGGUUAGAGAGGAAGGACUGAUCGAAGGAAGCGGGAAUCUUGGCGCACAGAUUGACGGAGAGGAAUUGAAGGGGGUUAAAGAUGAACAGACGCCAGAACAGAAAAGCCAAGAGGCCAGAGUGGAAGAAAGUGGACCUGAUGUAGAUUUGGCUCCUACUAACCUUAUAAAGGCUCCGUCUGAGGAUAAAAGGACUGAGGAAAAUGACAAAAACGAGCAAGAUGCUCAAGGAGACUAGAAUGCCGCAGUACUUUUUGUGUGUGUGUGUGUGUGUGUCGUGUCGGUAAACGUUUGUGUAUAGGACUUUGAAUAUCAACGUAUUGUUUAUAGAUCUGCCCUUGUAAUUUCACUGACAUCUACUCGCUACCUUCUGGGUGUGUGCUAACGAAGUAGACACUUGCAAAGCAUGCAAACACUCAGAGAGAUCUCGAAUCCUACAAAGGGACAACAUCAUCAUUGGUGUUCCUUUUGCAUCAUGGGAAUGGAUACUCAGAUGCUUCUGUCUGUUAACGGAGAACACUCUUAGUGACCCCCCACCCACCCCCACGCCCUUGAUUAGGUGUUAUUCACUAGCAUCUUUCACCGAAUCUCAGAAAGUGGUAGGAUGUUGGUAUUGUGGAAACAAACAGAAAAAAAAUGAUGACAGUUUCACUUCAUAAUGGUGUUUGGAUCACGCUCUUAUAGUCGCGUAAGACCUAGAUUGGUGUUUUAAAAACAUUUCUCAGAAUAAUGUAAGGAAAGCACUCAUCCCAUUGGUAGAGCUGUAUCUAAUAUGUUCUCGACGGACCACAGUAUUUUUGUUCUUAGUUGCUUGCUGCUAUGUAUUCAUUUUAGUGGAGAUUUAACCGAAAGCUAUAGAUGUGCAACCUGGUGAGUGCAAUGGAAACUCGAAACGAGCAAGGCUUGAAGUUGUUGGCAAAGAACAAUCCUGAGAUUGAUUUAUUUUUGUUUUGUCCUGUUGUUUUUGGUAUUGUAUUUCCACAUUGUCACUUCGGCAAGAUGCCCUUGUUGGGAUACUAGUAAGUAAGCAGUUUUAAAGAUGACUUUAUAAACUUAAACUUUGCUGCAAGUGCAGAGAGUUCGUGCCAUAGAUAAGACUUGGUUACUCGGUUUGCAAAAGUAGCAAAAUAACUGAAAUUUUGUGACUUUAAAGGAACAAGUUCACCAAAAAAAAAAAAGUUCUGUCAUUAUUUAGCCAUCCUCAUGUCUUUCAAACCUGAAUGACUGACUAAAUCAAGUGAAACAUUAAAGCAGAAUGCUAAUUUUGCACCUUUUUUUUUAAAUAUAAAAGUAAAAACGGUUUUCAAUCUUCAAAAAAUGACCAUGCAACUACUCCAUAUGACCACUUUUCAUCAUGCAAAGCUAUAUUGUGACUUUAGAAAAAGUUGGCUCAUUGGCAAUAUGGAUCUGGUUUGCUCACCCAAUCUCCGCAGUGUCCCUGGCAUCCCAUUAAGCAGUAUCAUUGGGUUUCUUCACGUUUGAUGCCAAGAAUGGACUUCCAUAUUUACAACCUAAUUUAUUUGGGCUACGUUUGAAGUGUUCAAGUGCUUGAUAACUCUUCUGCUGUUUUCAAUUAUGUCUAAGAGCAGGAUGAAUCUUAUUUUUUUCCCAAAUGUCUUUUUUUCUUCAAUGAAGAAAAGAUAAUCAUUUGGGUUUGGAUAAACAUGAGGGUGACUUGAUGCCAGAAAGUUUGAUUUUAUAUGAAAUAUAUCCUCAAUCAGCCUCACGUCUUUCAAACCUGAAUGACUGACUAAAUCAAGUGAAACAUUAAAGCAGAAUGCUAAUAAGGCACUUUUGAUAAAAGUUUAAAGUAAAAACUGAUUUUCACGCUUUAAAAAUGACCACGCGGCUUCUCCAUAUGACCACUUUUCAUCAUGCAAAGCUAUAUUGUGACUUUAGAAAAAGCUGGCUCAUUGGCAGUAUGGAUCUGGUUAGCUCACCCAAUCUCCGCAGUGUCCUUGGCAUCCCAUUAAGCAGUAUCAUGGGGUUUCUUCACGUUUGAUGACCAGAAUAGACUUUCAUAUUUACAACCUAAUCUAUUUGGGCUACUUUAAGUGUUAAAGUCCUUGAUAACUCUUCUGCUAUUUUCUUUUAUGUCCAUGAGCAGCGUAAAUCUUCAAAAUGUUGUCUUUUUUGCUCCAAUGAGGAAAAAGAAAUCCUUUGGGUUUGGAUAAACAUGAGGGUGACUUGAUGCCAGGAAGUUUGAUUUUAUAUGACAUCUAUUGUCAAUCUCUUCAAAUCCCCAGUUGUCUGCAUUCUCUAAAGCCCUGUAGGUUGACAGGAAGACAUCAGUUGUUUUCUCUCAUGCAUUCGAAAAUACUGUUGAGUAAAUCCUACCGAGAUUUUUGCAAACAUGUAAAUCUAUCUAGCUGUAUAUUGCUGUUACUUUUGUUUACAAGCACACAUUAUUUUUUUCCUUGCCAGUAUGUCACAUAUUGGGGGGAAAAUGUAAAAAGAAUCAGCACUAAGUGUUUCAUUUGUUUGAAAUACUGUACACUAGUUGAUAACUAAGAGAUAAUUUAACUUGUGUAUUUCUCCCCCAAUUUUAACAGGGUCUCCCUUUUGUGGGAGUGUUCAUUUUCCACCUUCUCAUCUUACUUUCAGUUUUCAGAUGUGAAAACGAUUUUUGCACAGUCUUUUUUUGGUGAAUGUUUACUUGUAAUUGUGUUCUGUCUUGUUUAUGUGUGUUCGUGUGGACGCAUGCGCACACUCGCACAUGUCACUUCCUGUACAUUUUGACCUAUGUAAACCUGUACUGUAUAUUUCUCAUCUAAACAAAACAAACGAAAAAAAUCAUGGUCACCUUUAAAAAAAAACAUGCUGUUGUUGCCUUGUCACGCUAUUUGUGACACCAUGAUGUAAUUUAUUUUGCUUUUAUUUUGCUUUUAUUUGCCAAAUUCACCAAAUACCUAAUUCCCCUUUCUCUAACAUUUAUUUUAUUGAGUUCACUUUGCAAUGCCUUAUUUAGCGUUUUAUAUAUGGGUGUUUGUUACAUCUUUAUG